UAUCUGCAGUAUGGUGGUGGAGCAGCUAAAGAAAAAGCUUCGGUACAGAGAUUUCCUUUUAGGAAUGUUAUGGAAGUUUUCUGGAAGCUGGUAAAAAGGAGAACUCAGUAAUCGGAGAUGGCAGGAAACUGGCUCGGGCUGCUGUCGAUAGGCCUGUUUUACAUGUCUGUACUGGGCAUCGGCAUCUGGGCAUCCAGGAAGUCCAAACGCGAGGAGAGGAAAUGCACGGGCAACCGCAGCGAAGUUGCGAUGGUUGGAGGGCGGAACCUCAACAUCUGGGUCAGCAUCUUUACCAUGUCAGCUACUUGGGUGGGAGGAGGCUAUAUUCUGGGUAAUGCUGAAGUGGUCUACGAUCCAACCAAGGGGCUGGUAUGGGCAUUGGGGCCCCUUGCUUUCGCUGUCAACAUGAUUAUAGGUGGACUGUUCUUUGUCAAACCUAUUCGCUCAAAGAAUUAUGUCACCCUCAUGGACCCUUUUCAAGAGAAAUAUGGCAACACAGUGGCCGCUGUUCUCUUCAUCCCUGCUCUCCUGGCAGAUAUUUUCUGGAUUGCAUGUAUUCUUGGUGCACUGGGAGGAACAGUAAGUGUGGUACUGGAUAUCUCCUCGUCGCUGGCUAUGGGCAUCUCUGCUAGUGUUGCCAUCACAUACACAUUGAUGGGAGGACUGUACUCUGUGGCCUAUACUGAUGUCGUCCAGCUUGGCUUGAUGUUCUUUGGUUUGUGGCUCUGUGUCCCUUUUGUCCUGACGAGCGCCUCCUCUGCCAACUUCACUGUUGCUGCCGUCACCAAACUACACCAGGAGCCGUGGGUCGGCAAACUGCAGCUGAAAGAUUCGGGUCACUGGGUCGAUGACUUCCUGCUGAUAGCCGUUGGAGGGAUCUGCUACCAGGCUUUCUACCAGAGAGUCCUUUCCAUGGCCACUGAUGCCCAAGCCAAGAUCACCUGCUAUGCAUCAGCAGGAAUAUGCCCACUGCUUGGAAUCCCAUCAAUCCUCAUUGGGGCAGCGGCAGCAUCUACCAAUUGGAACCAGACCAGUUAUGGUUCACCCAGCCCAUAUGAAGAGGGCCAAGCUGGGAUGAUCUUGCCGAUUGCCCUUCAGCAUCUUUGCCCUUUCUACGUCUCACUGGUCGGUAUCGGAGCGCUAGCUGCAUCUGUGAUGUCGUCCGUCGACUCCGCCCUUCUGUCUGCCGCCUCCCAAAUUGGUCGGAAUAUCUUCAAGAACAUCAUCUACAAACGGGCAUCAGACCAAAUGAUUAUCGUGGUGGUGAAGGUGUCCAUCGUCCUGUGUGGAAUAAUUGCAUCAGCCCUCGCCAUGACAUCAAGGUCGAUUCACCUGUUCUGGAUCCUCAGCGCUGACAUGUAUUCAGUGAUGACGCCGCAGGUGACUUGCACCUUCUUCUUAUCCCAGUGGGUGAACCAGUACGGGUCUGGCUUUGCGUUGGGGAUACUGGUGAGAGUUCUGGUGGGGGAACCCCUGAUGGGCCUCCCGGACGUGCUGCCCCUGCCGUGGGACAGGAUCCAGGAGGACGGUCACCGGUACCGAUUGUUCCCUUUUCGUACCGUCAUCAUGCUCCUCACCAUCGCGACCAUUUUACUGGUUUCACGACUGGCUGCGUGUCUGUCUAAAAUGAGGCUGAGAGCAAGUGAUGCGGAAACGGACACAAACCUACAUUCCAUGGCACCGAUCCCGACAGAAGUGGUAGAAGACGAGAGGUCAGAAAAAGAACAGCCUUUAUUCUCCGAAGAAAACAGUGAAGCAUAAACACUCAUGGUGUUUAAUCCAGGAUUUAUUUACGAGGGUCAAACAAGCUCUGACACUCGGGGAUCACUGCAUGUCUGAGACAUGUGUUUAACAAUACUUUACUGAAACACACAGCAAAUUGAUUGAGUUUAAGGCGAAUGUUGGGCCAUGGUGGACGUAUGAGCUCUACUGGGUGCCCUUUAUUCCAAGUUUCAUUAAAAUCAGCUCAUUGCUUCACUGUACAAUAAAGAAAUGUCAUGAUAAUAAGUCUAAUAUUACUUUUAAAU
Messenger RNA from Hippoglossus stenolepis (Pacific halibut), 2027 nucleotides. RefSeq names its product high-affinity choline transporter 1-like. The record is from RefSeq and is a predicted model, not a curated record. Gene Ontology annotation, cellular component: plasma membrane. Gene Ontology annotation, molecular function: choline:sodium symporter activity. Lineage: Eukaryota; Metazoa; Chordata; Actinopteri; Pleuronectiformes; Pleuronectidae. Gene Ontology annotation, biological process: choline transport; acetylcholine biosynthetic process; transmembrane transport.